UCUCCUCCGGCUUCCUCCUUCCCCCUCUUCCUCGCAGUGGUGGGGAAACUGCCUUUUUGGAGAUCCCGGGAGUGGGGUCUUACCUGUGGAUCCCCGUGGGGCGGGAUGCAAACGCGAAGACUUCAUGCAGGUGAUGAUCCCAUGCAGAAUAACAAGGAAGGAAACUGCCUGUUAGGAAUACAUGAGCUUUUGUGAAUUAUUGGUUGAAAGAGACAAAGAGACAUUUGUUCUGAGGAGUUCUGAGAGGAAAGAGAUGCUUGGAAGCCAGGUGGGACAAGGCCAUCAGGAAAGACAUACUAGGAAGAUGACACAAGAAAAUAUUUGUGAAGAAAGUAGCUUAAAUGAAAGUACCUUCAAAGAGGGGAUCUGCAGGAAUAAGGGACAAAAGGCUGACCCGGAGAAAAUCCUCUGUCUGAGCUCUGAUUGUUUUGAGAAACAGGGUGUGCAAACAGGUGGGAAGCCACACAAAUGUUCAUAUUGUUGGGAAACUUUUCACGAGAGAGCCCACUUGGUUAUGCACGAAAGAAGCCACGCAGAAGAGAAGCCAUACGAAUGCACAGAUUGUGGGAAAACCUUCAGCCUUAGCUGCGAGUUUGUAGAUCAUAUCAGAAUACACACAGAAGAGAAAUUGUAUAUCUGUGCAGAGUGUGGUCGUAGUUUCCACCUGAAAUCCAAUCUUACCACACACGAGAAGACCCACAUGGCUGAGAAUCCCUAUGAAUGCUCUGAAUGUGGACAGAGCUUUGUGAAGAGGUCACAUCUUGUGACACACGAAAGGACCCACACUGGAGAAAAACCGUAUCAAUGCUCAGAUUGUGGGAAAGGCUUUAGUCAGAAAGGAAACCUGGUUUCGCACAUGAGGAUUCACACGGGGGAAAAACCGUAUCAGUGCUCUCAGUGUGGCAAAUCUUUUUCUCAUUGCACUUCCCUGAUGAUGCAUGUGAGGACCCACACAGGGGAAAAGCCGUACAAGUGCUCGAUCUGUGAAAAAAGCUUUGUUACUAAAGGGAACCUUGUCUCACAUGUGAAAAUCCACACUGGGGAAAAGCCCUAUGAAUGCACCGACUGUGGGAAAAGCUUCAGCACCAGUUUUCAGUUUAUAGAACAUAAAAGGUUGCACACGGGAGAGAGGCCAUACCCAUGUGGAGAGUGUGGGCAGAGUUUCAAUUCGAAAUCCAAUCUCAUUACGCACCAAAGAACCCAUACAGGGGAGAAACCCUACAAAUGCAGUGUCUGCGAGAAAGGCUUUCGGGUUAAAUCAUCCCUCACAAAACACCUGAGAAUCCACACAGGAGAGAAACCGUAUCAAUGUCCUGAGUGUGGGAAAAGCUUCAACACCAACUCUUUGCUUGUCAACCACAAAAGGGUUCAUACAGGAGAGAAGCCCUAUACAUGUUCCGGCUGUGGGAAGAGCUUCCGUCAGAAAGGCAACCUUAUUUCGCACAUGAGAAUUCACACAGGGGAAAAACCAUAUGGGUGCCCUGACUGUGACAAAAGAUUCAUUGACAAAAAAUCCCUCGUUAAACACAAGAGGGCCCAUGUGGGGGAACAAGCUUACGAGUGCCCAGAAAACGGGCAAGACUUUGAGUAUAGUUGAAUAUUUCUGUAAAGCACAGUGGAAGCGACAAUGGGGCGAUCAUUUUGGACUGUGAGGAAAAAAAAUUGUAGCCUUGCUGGUCUUUGAAAGCCAGAGAAAAUCCACAGAGGUCGUAAGGAUCACUGUAUCCUAGAGAAAGGUGAUAGCUUUACAAACUAUGUAGCAUUUUAGACUUUCCACCAUGUUCUGUUGAACUCAGACUGUUCAGUAUGGAUUUUUUUCACAUCUGAGGAAAACUGCAGUGUUGGUAGAUGCUCAAAAAUAAUUUGACCAAGGAACAAGUGUUCAAGAGUAGCUCCCAGGUGAUGAGUCAUCUGAGAACGUGACGCAGUUGGCGACGGCUCAAUUAGAUUUUGUACAAAAGGUGUUGCUGAAAAUAGAGAUUAUGUAUCUGCUCCCAUUACCCCCAUUCUGCAUUCCCCCCCCCCCCUGCAAGCAGCUUUAUCCUCUUGGCUGCCAAUAGCAGAGGGCAGGGAAAACUGUGGCAUGGUGAUGGUAUGACUCAAAAUAAAUUCUGCUUCUGGGCUUCCCUGUAGUCUGAUAGAAUCACAGAGCUGGAAGGGGCCAUACAGGCCAUCUAGUCCAACCCCCUGCUCAAUGCAGGAUUAGCCUAGAGCAUCCCUGACAAGUCUUUGUCCAGCUGCUGCUUAAAGACUGCCAGAGAGGGGGAGCUCACCACCUCCCUAGGUAGCUGAUUCCACUGCUGAACAACUCUGCAAAAAAAGUUUCCCCCCCUAAUAUCCAGCCAGUACCUUUCCUCCUGUUUAAACCAAUGAUUCUGAGUCCUCUCCUCUGCUGUCAACAGGAACAGCUCCCUGCCCUCCUCUAAGUGACAGCCCUUCAGAGAUUUCAAGAGAGCAAUCAUACCCCCCCCCACCUCCUCUUCUCCAGACUGAACAUUCGUAUGUCCCUCAGCCUUUGCUCAUAGGGCUUGGUCUCCAGGCCCCUGAUCACCUUUUUUUGCUCUCCUCUGCACCUGCUCCAUUCUGUCCACAGCCUUUUUGAUGUGAUACCUCCAGAACUGCACACAAUACUCCAGGUGCAGCUUGGUUGCUGUAGAACGAGACAGGCCAUUGGUCUGAUUCAGUCGGGCUGCUGGAUGCUGGACUUUGACAGACCAUCGGUCUGAUUCAGUAGGUCUACUUGUGCUACCAAGGGGGAAAGGGAAGAUGUGCCCCUGCUGUUUCCAGUACAUUUAAAGGAACACCUCAUUUGUCUCUGAAAAGCGGCUUCAUUUCUCUCAUCCUCUUCACCUUUUAGCUGUGUUCUGGAAACAACUCAGGAACCCUGGGCCCAGGGACCUGGAAACAUAACAAUGGGCCGGAAACUCAUGAAUCUGCUCUCGUGAAAAGCCGUUAUCUAAAAAUGUAACGCUUUGUUUCUUUAAAAAAAAAUUUUUUUUUUUACUAACACUACAUUAGGAAUUAUUUUUCUAACUUUUUAAAUUAGUGCGUGCAGCUACUGGGAUGGUGGUGGGUGACCUGUAUUUUCAGUGCCCUGGAGUAGGAAAAUUAAAGAGCUUGGCAUGUUCAAACUGUUUUUAAUCAAUAGCUUUUAUAUGUUUUGUUUCCACCUAUGGUUAUCAGCCAAGAGCUGGAGCGAUUGAUUAGAAAUGUAAAUGCAUUGACGUGUAUCUUGAUCCUAGCUCAUGCGUAUUAAUUAAAACAAUAGAUCUGAUGUGAAA
This is a messenger RNA of Heteronotia binoei (common prickly gecko), 3281 nucleotides long. RefSeq names its product zinc finger protein 501-like. The transcript has 2 exons. The coding region runs from base 182 to 1597 and encodes 471 amino acids. Gene Ontology annotation, molecular function: DNA-binding transcription factor activity; RNA polymerase II cis-regulatory region sequence-specific DNA binding. Gene Ontology annotation, biological process: regulation of transcription by RNA polymerase II. The record is from RefSeq and is a predicted model, not a curated record. Lineage: Eukaryota; Metazoa; Chordata; Lepidosauria; Squamata; Gekkonidae.